GAGUGCAGAGCGAAAAGAAAAUCAAAUUUCUUGUGUUGACUGGAAGAUGUCAAUUCUGUGAAUUGAAGUGAAUGCAACUUGUUUGAAUUUUGUUGGAUGGAUUUAUUUCACGUAAUAUUAACAACACAAUUUUGAGCCAUAUAUACAUAUAGUAAUGGAAUUAGAUCAUGUAUUGCUCAAAGUCCAGGGUAUUCUCAAAACCAAUAAAACCAAAAUAAUAGAAGUACAAAACGUGGUUAAAGAUGAUGAACGUGACUGUAAGGAAAUAAUAACCUUAAUAAAACAUGUAAUCAAAGAAUCAAACCAUAAAACUCAACAGAAGUUGUACAUACUAUUAUUUUUGAAUACAGACUUGGAUAUUUGUAAGAAAUUGAAGAAAAAUAGGAAGUAUGUGCAUCUUAUUGGUUUCUUCCCCCAGUUGAGUCAGUAUUUGUUCAUGAAAUUAAUUCUCGGGCUGGAAUUGCAAAAGUGUUUGUAUGAUUCUAUAGUGCAUUUUCCAUCAUGCUUGUCAUACCAAGUGCUUCAAACAACUCUUAAAGCUCUCCACUGGGAUUUGUUUGAAUCUGUUCCCUUAGUAGAAAAUGUUUUGGUUUCUCUUUAUAAUAAAAUGACUCUGAUGGAGGAGGAAGAUAAAUACAAAACCCCUUUCAAAGAAACAUUCCAGACAUUGCUAUUACAUUACGAUGCAGAAAAAGGAGGUACUCUAAGGAUGAUAAGUCAAUUGAGUAGUCAUGAUAUGAAGCAUUAUGCUGGAUUAGUUGUGGCCAGUAUGUUGUCACUUCUUGAAAGAUGUUCUAACAUAUUUUUGAAGAAAGAAGAUGACCCAAAUUUAGAUGAUUUUGUGCUAUAUCGUGUACAAAUCGACGGAGACGUUCCGAAUACAGUUGACAUCACGUCAAAUGAAAGUAAGGACAUUACAGUACAAAAGUGUUACGAGCAUCUAGUGGCCAAGUGCUUGGAGAAUAUCUGUUCGAUUACUGUUGAUCUUUGGCUGUUUUGGUUUGACGUUCCGCUGAAUGAUAUUCCUGACACAGAAGACACUCUUCAGCGAGCAAUUGGUGAAAAAGCAUACACGUGUAUUGAAGUAUUGCGAGAAGUGCAGUUGUACGAUAUCGCCUCUAAAGAAGUUUUUGAUGUAAUAACUAGGCUUAAAAAUAUAGCAUUGAAGCCAAUGUCAGAGGAAGAUAAAGCAAACUCAUUAGAAUUGGACCAAGUGAUAAAUAACAUUACUGAUCCCAGCAAAGAUUCUAUGAAAUGGCUAAGAAUUCUUGUAAAUCAUACUUCACACGCUGUACAGCCUGAAUCUCUUGAAUUCUUAAAAAGCCGUGUCAACAGUUUACAACUUUCUGAUUUCAAGAGUUUGUUAAAAAAUAUAUUUGAUUUUAUCAAGAUCAGCAAAGAUAAUACAGUUCACAAGAAUUUUAUUUUGGAAAUACCAAAGUAUUUGGAUUUUAAUCAUCAAGCACAAUUAUUGGUAGGUUUUCUUGAAAGUUUUGGUUUGUCAGACAUUUUAAAGACAUAUGAUUAUCCAACAGAAUUUGUAGAAACAUUUAAUAAAGUUAUCAGCAUAGACGACAAAGAAAAAGAGGUGUACUCCCAGUUCCUGACUCUUGCGCUGCAGAAGCCAGAUGAUGUGGUGUACAGAGCGGUGAGAGAAGGCAUCAUCAGCGAAGUAAGGGGUCACCUGAUGGCUGACAUCCUCGGUAGACUCCAGCCAGUUUGUGAUACCCCUGUUGGUUCCAAUCCUCUUCUAGUGGUGGCUCUGGAAGAGCUUCUUCUCGAUCUAGCAAGCCUCCCAAUGAAAGAACAAACUAACUAUCCACUUUUUGUACGAGAACUUGUCAUGCGGAAAUGUCUGGAUGGAGACAAACUCAUCAAAGGCUGUCUAAUGUCAAAAAUGCAUCUCCACUUGAAAUCAAAAGAUUGUAUUGUUUUAUCAGCUUGUUUGGAAACACUUUCAGAGCUGUGCGAUAUUAACUGUAUACACAACUGCCCUGCUUGCCUGGUCAUGUUGAUGCAAAUAGUGGAAACUAUGCGUUGGAGUCCACCAACUUUCUCUAUGGCCGCUGUACAUGUGUGUGAAUCAGCAUUGAUCCUGCUUGACGAGUACAUCACUAAAUGGUUUCAUUCUGAACCUGAUGAGAGACAGAUAAGGAGGUUUGCAACGAUGGUGGAGAAGUGUAUCAGUCCUAUGAACCGGUACCAUCUGGCAAGGCUCAUACCUGACGAGAAGCUGCCAGACGAACCCUCACUACAGCUUAUGUACCGGACGUAUUAUGGCAUCGGUGAAUGGAGCAUUGAACAAAUCACAGAAGAGGAGAGAACAAAGUUGGUUUUCGCUCUUUGCUAUGUGUUACCGGUGCUGACAUGUAAGGAAUGGCAGGAACUAUUCUGUGUGGCUACUCCAAAGUGUAGUGAGUUCAUCCUUCUCUUCAAUAUUGUCACCGAUUCUAUGCUGCUGUGUUUGGACUCAACGAAAGCGAAUCCUGAUCCAGCAGUCUUGAACUGCCUCAAGUAUGCAGUAUUAAAUCUCACCGAUGUGGUUAAGAACGAGGUAACUCGGUGGAAUAAAAGUGACAAUGCUUACCGGAUUGGAGUGCUGAGUAAGAUGUCUCAGCUGAUACGCAGUUUCUCAGUGAGUCUGCAAGAGGAGAUGGGGCUGACUGUGGUGAAGGUACUGCAGUCACUGCUGCCUGAGGGCACCCGCCGCCAACCUCUCACCGAGGAAGAGAUAGAGGUUACCACCACCGCCAUAGUCACGAUACGGGCCGGUAAUGUUCGUAAGGCAUUGGCUCGUGAUUUCCUACAGAUGAUUUCUUACAGCGAUAGAUUGACACACUUUGCCGACAACAUUGGAGAAGAAUUCGCCUCGACCAGUUAACCUUGUUUACUAUCAGUUUCAUAUUUGUAUUGCAACAGUCUCUUUUUUGUCUCAAUUUUAUAGGCCAGUCCCUGUUGUGUACUUAUUAUUGUCUUAGUUUAUAUGUUUAACUUAUAGAUACUGUUAAAUGUGUUAGCUUGAAAUUAACAGGUAGGAGGAAGUGAUUUAUUUAACUUUGUGUAGAAGUGGUUCUACUUCAUUUGCUUCCUACUUUCUUUAGCAGUAUUUAGUAAUUGUGAUCUCUGACAUGACAUUCUUGCAAGUUCAUGUUUUUCUAAUAAAGUGAUGUGAAAAAAUCCUGUUUUCUUGUUUAAUUUUCUUGGGAGGGGGAAUGUGACUUUCGUUAAAAUGUUCUAAUUUUUUGUACUGGCAGUUUGGAAGUUACUUUAAAUUGAAAAUUCAAUUGAGUUCAUUUUUGAAAGAUCUUUUUUACCUACUUACUAGAAAGAGUAUGUGUGAGAGUAAUAAAAGUUAAACUGAUCAUUUAUUAAGCCCUGUAACCUCAUUUUGUAACAAAAUUUAUCAAUUACUUUACCAAACCUUCGUUCCUUCCUCAAAUACACUCCCUUUUCCUUGUUCCUACUAUUGUGCAAAUUGUCUUUCAGGACAAGAUAAUUAUUUAAGCAGAAAUAUAAAACCGACUUUAUUACAACUGUGGUUGGUUUUACAAAUUCUUGCGUAGCCUGUGAUAAUACCUUGUGCUAGAUAGUAUGUAUAGGGAUCCUUAUGGCAUUCUUGCCUCAAAGUUGUAUAGAAAUUGUAGAAAUGAGAACUGUAUAUUCUACAGCUAGAGUCUUCAUUGUUGCAAAUCAACACAUCACAAACGUAAUUGUCAUAAAAUGGUUUUUUAAAUGUUAUAUCCUGUUCCUGAACUUUUUUUCCCAUAGCCGCUAUAAAAUUUGUUGGAACAGCAUUUUUUUUAUUUUGUAGUUACUUUUUUAAAUGUUGGUGUUUCAUAUUUUGGCCUUUUAAAUGCAGUAUAAUUUAGUUGCAAUAUUUUAUGUUUUUCUUACAGAUGAAAUCAAGUUUUAAGCUUAUUUACUGAAAUAAAAUUAUGUUCUCUGCUGUAUUCAGUUAUUUUUCUCCAUAAGAUAUUCAUUAUAUAUGUUUCAGUAAUUAAAUAUACAAUCAUUUUGUAAAUAAAUUUGUUAACUUGUUAAAGUCUAUGAGCACACUUGCUUCUUUGAACUUAUAUUAGAACCGUCUGUAAUAGAAAACUGACCUCGUUUCAAAGUGUUCCCAAGACCAGUAAUGCUAAGAUGAAAAUAAUCUUUUAUAAUUUAUCUUGUGUUGUUUACAAGUUUAGUUGGCCAAAAAAAGACUGAAGAGAAAGUAAUAUUAGUCUGUAAACCUUUAACCAGAAUUCUAUUCAAUGUGAAAUUUAACCUCUGUAAUAACUAAGGAAAUGAUUUAUACUUUUUUUACGUUGUUUUCCAAUAAAUAGAUAAGAUUAUUUCA
Homalodisca vitripennis (glassy-winged sharpshooter) is the source of this 4339-nucleotide messenger RNA. RefSeq lists its product as uncharacterized. The transcript has 8 exons. Bases 155 to 2881 code for a protein of 908 amino acids. The record is from RefSeq and is a predicted model, not a curated record. Lineage: Eukaryota; Metazoa; Arthropoda; Insecta; Hemiptera; Cicadellidae.